Porites evermanni is the source of this 780-nucleotide messenger RNA. NCBI's taxonomy places the organism in Eukaryota, Metazoa, Cnidaria, Anthozoa, Scleractinia, Poritidae. The record is from the annotation of a GenBank genome assembly.
AUGACAAACAUGUUGGAGAAAAAGUUUACUAAUAAAGAUUUAGGAAUUGAGUUAAAUUCUUAUAUUGACAAACAGCAAAAUGUUUGGUUUCGCGGAAAGGAUGUUGCUGAGAUUCUUGGGUAUAGUAAUACCAAAAAAGCUGUUUUAAAUCAUGUUGAAAGUGAGGAUAAACAACAGAUAUUUACUCGCCAUCCCAGGGGACCCAAAACGGGUCCGGUGGCUAAAAGUUAUUCCAGCGUCCACAAAACGGGGACGGUGGCUCCAAGUGGUAGUAUGUGCACUUAUAUUAAUGAAUCUGGAUUCUACUCCCUUUUGUUAUCCUCUAAAUUAGAAACAGCUAAAAAGUUUAAACAUUGGGUAACAUCACUAGUCCUCCCAUCUAUAAGAAAAUACGGUUAUUAUAAAAUGUUUGACAAUCCAAAUAACAAAAUGUUUAAGAUUGAAAAUGAGAUGGACCUCCACUCUAAAGUUGUUCACCUAAUUAGAAAUUUUUACCCAGAUGCUAUUAUGGUACCAGGACUUGGGGAAAAUCAAGAUUCAUCAGAGAAAAGAAUAAAUAGUUGGAAAAAGGGAUAUCUGAGAGGUCAACCAGACCUUAUGAUACUUAAUUACCAUAAAGAUUAUAAUGGCCUUUGUAUAGAAUUUAAAUCUCCAACUAAUUACUAUGAGAUUUCAGAUGCACAAAAAGAGAUGAAAGACAGAUAUAAAAUAAAUUGUUACAAAUUUAUUUUAAGUAAUGAUUAUGAUUAUAUUUGUAAAAGAUUACAUAAGUAUAUGGAU